CCUGUUUUCAUCCAACAGCCAAACUUUGGAUCCGUUGGUCACAUGAGCGCACAUUAAAAUAGUUACUCGGGUUAGCUACCUGUGUUUACACUUUGAGGCGUGUAUUUUCAAGUUAAUGAAUUGCCGUUUCAAAGAGAAAUUGGUGUGUCAUCUUACUCAAGGUACACGCGCGUUUAAGCGCAACUUUUUGACCUCCCACUCGUGCUGUGACGUGCCUAGCAGCGGCUAGUAAUAAAUGAAAGGCGCAAUUUGAAGCGUCCAGUUGUUCUGCUGCUUCAGCAGACGCGCGUUACAUCUGUCACAUGCGGCGGAGCACAUUCAGACUGGACGGGAGGUAUUUUAGAUUUUCUUUCUGUCACUUUUUGCUUUUUGUUAUUAGAAAAAAAGUAAUGUAUCUUAUUUUAUUCAUAAGGAGUUGUUAAAACCAGUGUUGUCAGUGUUUUGGGAGCGCGCAGUAACGUAACAGUUGACGUUUGGCGUUGCAGUGCUUCCAUUGAUCGCUCUGGACUGAAGCAGCAAACCACUGGAAUACAUAAUCAGCGAUUCAACUUCACAAAAUGAGCGGCGGUAAGAGGAUGGAGGAUGAGGCCGUGCUGGACAGAGGGGCCUCGUUACUCAAACACUUAUGUGAUCAGGAAGAAGUUGAAGGUCACCGCACCAUAUACAUCGGUGUGAAUGUGCCUAAGAGCUACCGGCGACGGAGACGUCAUCGCAGACGCACCAGUCACAAGGACAGAAAGGAGAAAGUGACUGAGAAUGCUUCAGACAGGUCGGAUGCAGAGAACAAUGAGGAGGCCAGCAACAGCAUCCUCAAACCCCUCAUCUCACCUGCUGCUGAGCGCAUUCGAUUCAUUCUGGGAGAGGACGAUGACAGUCCAGCACCCCCUCAGCUCUUCACCGAGCUGGACGAGCUGCUGUCUGUUGAUGGCCAGGAGAUGGAGUGGAAGGAAACUGCCAGGUGGAUCAAGUUUGAAGAGAAGGUGGAAAAAGGUGGGGAGCGGUGGAGUAAACCACAUGUGGCCACUCUGUCCCUUCAUAGUCUCUUUGAACUUAGGACGUGUAUAGAGAAGGGCACCAUCAUGCUGGACCUAGAGGCCAACACACUGCCAGGGGUCGUGGAAAUGAUCACUGACAGUCAGAUUGAGAACGGUCUCUUGAAAGCUGACCUGAAAGAUAAGGUCAUGUACACCUUGCUGAGGAAGCAUCGCCACCAGACCAAGAAAUCCAAUCUUCGCUCCUUAGCUGACAUUGGCAAGACGGUCUCCAGCGCAAGUAGGCUGUUUUCCACCCCGGAUAAUGCACGUAAUCCACUUGAGACUUCAGUGCCUUGUCUAAUGACUCGCAACUCAGAGGAGGUAUUGCGAGUCCCUGGAAGUCCAAGCAUGGGAUGGCCUAGUAGUCCAACCACCACACAUCGCAACUUGACAUCAAGCAGCCUGAACGAUAUCUCAGACAAGCCAGAGAAAGAUCAGCUGAAGAACAAGUUCAUGAAGAAGCUGCCCAGAGAUGCUGAAGCUUCCAAUGUUCUCGUUGGAGAAGUGGACUUUCUGGACAGUCCUUUUGUGGCCUUUGUGAGGCUGCAGCAGGCUGUCAUGUUGGGGGCGCUGACUGAAGUGCCUGUGCCCACCAGAUUUCUGUUCAUUCUUCUUGGACCCAAAGGCAAAGCCAAGUCAUACCAUGAAAUUGGUAGAGCAAUUGCUACUCUGAUGUCCGAUGAGGUCUUCCAUGAAAUUGCGUACAAAGCCAAGGACAGACAAGAUCUCCUUGCUGGCAUUGACGAGUUCUUGGACGAGGUCAUUGUCCUCCCUCCUGGAGAAUGGGACCCUACCAUCAGGAUAGAGCCACCAAAAACCCUGCCAUCCUCUGAUAAAAGAAAGAACAUGUAUGCUGGAGGGGACAGCACACAGAUGAAUGGAGACACGCCUCACAGCGGUGGACAGGGGGGCGGGGGGCACGCAGUAGGCGAUGAACUGAAGAGGACGGGGAAGUUUUGUGGAGGCCUUAUUCUUGAUAUCAAAAGAAAAGCUCCCUUUUUCUUCAGUGAUUUCUACGAUGCGCUUCACAUCCAGUCUUUGUCUGCCAUCCUUUUCAUCUACCUGGGAACAGUAACCAAUGCCAUCACGUUCGGAGGAUUGCUGGGUGACGCCACAGAGAACAUGCAGGGUGUGUUGGAGAGCUUUCUGGGCACAGCGGUAACUGGAGCGGUGUUCUGUCUCCUGGCUGGGCAACCUCUGAUAAUCCUCAGCAGUACGGGGCCAGUGCUGGUGUUUGAAAGGCUGCUCUUCAACUUCAGCAGGGAGCAUGACUUCGACUACCUAGAGUUCCGUCUUUGGAUCGGUCUGUGGUCGGCCUUCUUCUGUCUAGCCCUAGUGGCCACCGACGCCAGCUUCCUGGUGCAGUAUUUCACCCGAUUUACAGAAGAGGGCUUCUCCUCACUCAUCAGCUUCAUCUUCAUCUAUGACGCCUUCAAGAAGAUGCUGAAGUUGGCUGAUUAUUACCCCAUCAACUCAGACUAUAAAAUCGAUUACGUCACGCAGUAUGACUGCAUGUGUAUGGCGCCCACUGUUGCCAAUUCUUCAGAUGUGUACACUGAUCCACUUGAUUCAACAUUUAUCUGGACCGUAAAUUACAGCGAUACACGCUUGAAUGCCAGCUGGUCCUCACUGUCAAAGAAGGAAUGCUUGAAAUACGGAGGGGAGCUAGUGGGCAAAGCCUGCAACUUUGUGCCCGACAUCACCCUCAUCUCCUUCAUCCUUUUCUUUGGCACCUACACCUGCUCCAUGUGUCUGAAGAAAUUCAAGACCAGUCCGUUUUUUCCUACUACUGUGAGAAAACUCAUAAGUGACUUUGCCAUUAUCCUGGCAAUUUUGAUCUUCUGUGGUGUGGAUGCUCUUGUUGGGGUCGAUACACCAAAGCUCAUAGUGCCAAGUGAAUUUAAGCCAACGAGCCCAAACCGUGGCUGGUUUGUGCCACCGUUCGGAGGAAACCCCUGGUGGGUGUACCUGGCAGCAGCUCUGCCUGCCCUGCUGGUGACCAUCCUGCUCUUCAUGGAUCAGCAGAUCACCGCUGUCAUUGUCAAUCGCAAGGAGCACAAGCUGAAGAAAGGAGCAGGCUAUCAUCUGGAUCUCUUCUGGGUAGCUGUGCUGUUAGCAGUAUGCUCUUUUAUGGGUCUGCCCUGGUAUGUAGCUGCCACAGUGAUAUCCAUCGCCCACAUUGACAGCUUGAAAAUGGAGACCGAGACAUCCGCUCCUGGCGAACAGCCUAAAUUUUUGGGUGUCAGGGAACAGAGAGUCACUGGUGUCUUUGUCUUCAUCCUCACCGGUCUGUCUGUCUUCAUGUCUCCUAUCCUCAAGUUUAUACCCAUGCCAGUGCUGUAUGGAGUCUUCCUCUACAUGGGAGUGGCUUCUCUCAACGGAGUGCAGUUUAUGGAUCGACUCAAGCUGCUCCUCAUGCCUGCCAAACACCAGCCAGACCUGAUCUACCUGCGGCAUGUGCCCCUGAGGAAGGUCCAUCUGUUCACUUUCGUCCAGAUACUUUGCCUGGCGCUCCUCUGGAUCCUCAAGUCCACUGUGGCUGCCAUCGUCUUUCCUGUUAUGAUCUUGGCUUUGGUUGCUGUUAGGAAGGCGUUGGACUAUAUCUUCUCCCAGCAUGACCUCAGUUUCCUGGAUGAUGUCAUACCCGAGAAGGAUAAGAAGAAGAAGGAAGAUGAGAAGAGAAAGAAAAAGAAGAAACAAGGGAGCAUAGACAGUGACAUGGAAGAUGAGAAAAGUCCCCUUCAUUCCUUGACCGAUAUUCGUCAUGCUGAAAAGCGCAACUACUUUCAGACCAGCCCGAUGUCAAGUUCAGAGAGACUGCCAUUAAAUGUGCCUCAGAUCAAAAUUGAUAUGGACCCAGAUGACAACAAUGGCUACCACUGGAAGAGUCGAGGGUCUGAGACGUCCAUAUAACUCCUCCAAUCUGCUACACACUGUAGAUUUUAUUAGCUCUUCCAUUUUGCAGAAAGCCGUUUGCCAAGGAAUCUUUUAAUAAAGACUGUCCCCCAUCACAGAUCCUUUCUGUGAAGACUAAAGAAUGGCUCGAGGAAUGCUUGUCUUCCACUCACUUAAUCACUACAGUUUGCAAGUUGUAAUCCCUUUAUAUUAUGCAAUUCAUUUCAUUGUUUGACUUAUGUGUUGAGCUGUAGAGAAAUGCUGUAGCUGUUUUCCAUGAGUCCACAACUACUCUCUCCAUUAUUCAUCCAAUACAAUAGAAAUCUUUCUUCCAAAUUCACUUAACAUGACACUUUUUUUCCUUUACCGUUGUUUUGCUGCUCUACCUCUGUUUUACCUGGUAGGCAUUAUGUAAAAAGUAAACUUUUCCAUUUUUAUUUGCACAGCAUGAGAUCUUAAUGUUAAUUUUUUUUAUUGUACAUCUUGAGCAAACUUUUCAACAAAUGACUUCUGUUAUGACGAGAGAGAACAACUGUGGCAAUAUAUUGUAAUAUGUAACUGUUGAUUAACUUUUUAAUGAUGGUUAAUAUUAUUGACUGACAUUGAACCAGCUAUUUUUCAUAUUGUUUCCUAUAAUAUAAUUGUGUUAUUAAAUUUGAAUAUGUUUCCUUUAACAGUAUUUAUGCCUAAUUAUCCAGACACAUUCUAAUAAGCUUGAAUAAUUUAGAAAGCUUAUUAAUUCAUUUAGUGUUUCAAGUCGUGUUAGGCAUUUGCUUCGUCACCUGUUUAUGGAAACCCUAAAAAGUCUAUGUGUAAACCGACAUGUACUCCAGGGUCUGUUGUCCUGCAAACGAUUUACGUAAGUGGCUUAAACCUGAAUUGCAAUAAUACACGAAAUUCCUUUAGUUUUAAGAUUGUCUCAUGUAAUUCAGAUAACUUUUUUAUUUGUGCUUUAUUUACUUGAUUUCUGGUAUCUGAAUGUCAUAUUGCAAGU
This is a messenger RNA of Carassius carassius (crucian carp), 4923 nucleotides long. RefSeq names its product solute carrier family 4 member 4a (gene slc4a4a). The transcript has 26 exons. NCBI's taxonomy places the organism in Eukaryota, Metazoa, Chordata, Actinopteri, Cypriniformes, Cyprinidae. The coding region runs from base 558 to 3947 and encodes 1129 amino acids. Gene Ontology annotation, molecular function: sodium:bicarbonate symporter activity; monoatomic anion transmembrane transporter activity; solute:inorganic anion antiporter activity. The record is from RefSeq and is a predicted model, not a curated record. Gene Ontology annotation, cellular component: plasma membrane; basolateral plasma membrane. Gene Ontology annotation, biological process: regulation of intracellular pH; transmembrane transport; bicarbonate transport.